Trypanosoma cruzi is the source of this 2325-nucleotide messenger RNA. RefSeq lists its product as uncharacterized. The record is from RefSeq and is a predicted model, not a curated record. NCBI's taxonomy places the organism in Eukaryota, Euglenozoa, Kinetoplastea, Trypanosomatida, Trypanosomatidae. The coding region runs from base 1 to 2325 and encodes 774 amino acids. The transcript has a single exon.
AUGCUUUCUGAGCUGUCCGAUUGUUCUGCCAGGAGUGACAAUCAGGAGAUCUUAAACGAGGAAGUGAAAAAAGAGGGGAGGGAUGACGCAUCCGAAAAAUACGGGGAGAGCUUUGAAAGUUUGUCAUCCAAGGCGUCCACCCUCACGUCUACUACUUCGAAGAGCGGAAGCGAGAAAAGUAGUGGCAGGCGCAAGGGUGGAAGUCUCCGUGGCGACAGCACCAACAGAGAGGAAGGAAAUGCCAAAGGUGAAGCCGCGCCUGUCAGUCAGGACAGGAAGACAAGCGACGAGCACGUAGUGAACUCCAGGGGCAGCCGAGUGAACAACAAAAAGAAGGUUACGGGCAGCAAUGGGAAUGCACGUAAAACUUCAAAAAGGAAAAAGAGCCGCGGCAAAGAAGUUUUAAAAUCGAUCUCGACUCUAUCAACCAUAUACGGGGACGACACCACCCCCAGGAGCACCACGGGAGGGAUGGAAAGCAUGAUCCACCGCCUGAAAAAGAGAAAUUAUGCGCCCCAAGGGGGAGAGUCCCAAGUAACACCGGGAAAUUCACAUGCGUCCCCCCAAAAAACUCAAAAGGAAACAAACGGGGGUGAUUCCGGUGAUGAACCAAUUACUGUGAACACAACGGAGGAACUCUCUAACCUUUUGGCAAAAAAUGACGAACUUCGCAUGAGGCUGUUUGAAAAUGGGCGUGCAGGGAAAUAUUCCAACGGGCAUCAAAGGAAUAAAAAAGUUGAAAACAAAAGGUCCACGCAUGAGUACCGGCGGCUCCAAAAAUCAACCAUAUCGGUUGAAACUUCAAUGCGCCGUGAGCAGAAUCGCCAAGAGUUGCGCGGGGAGCGGGAAAAAUUGAUCUCGUUGCGCAACGAGCUUCGCAGGAAGCUUGCCGCAAACAAGCAACUAAACGUCUAUUAUUCUCUUAUUGAGGAUUGCAAGGCCGAUAUAGCAAAGCUCUUGCAAGAAAAGCGAGCACUAUCUUUGGUGAUUCGCCAGAAUGAGAAGGUUCUUAUUAACAGCGAGGCGCAGCAUGCCUCCGAUUUGGCGUGCAGACGACUUAGAGAAGAGAUAAAGGCCGAAUCCGUGCUGACGCAGCGUUCCCUUGAAAGGGCUCGGCGUGAUGCAUUCGAGGCGGUGAAGAUGUAUGGAGAUGCUGCGUUUCGUGCGAAAAAGUUGGAGGAACAGUUGGAGCGGGCGAAUAACAAGGAGAAGACACAAGAAGUGUGCAAUGACCCUGAUGUGCGUAAACUAGUUGAAGAGAACCAAAGGAAGGCACAGCACAUUCAGCAACUGCGGGGGCAGCUGCGCCGCAUGAGGUCAAAGUCGCCCACUAACGCAACUCACGGCUCUAGUGAAGCCAGUAAGAGGGAAGCAAAAAAUGAGAGAGCAGGCCUUUUGAAGCGCAUCAGUCGGUUGCGAAAGCGGGUGGAGGAAUUAACAGCUAAGAUCAAUGAGCAAAAAGCACAUGGGGAAGCUGAAGUGAGUGCUGACUCUGCUUUAAAUGCCGUCGGCCAUGCAGACGACCCUCAAAAGCCUUCAAUGCAGAAGCAUCACUUCGCCAGCGCAAAUGAGUCACUGACUGUUCAGGAAAAGGAAGCGCGGGGGGAGUCGACUUUGAUCGAAGAACCUUCGAGAACUUCAGAAGGUACCGGGCUGCUGAGUACCAAUACAUCGUGCGAACACACGCAAAGUUCUGUUGAUAAAGCCUUAGAGGAACUUAAGCGUCGUGUAGGAGAGACGCGACUGAGCGUUGAAACACCGGCAACGGAGCAACGCAGUUCUGUAACAUCCACGCCUGGUGCAGCGGGACCGGCGCCCGAUCACACAUCUGUCUCUGAGGAUUUGCAUGCUUUAAGUGACAAACUCACGCAGCCCAGCCUGGCCGAUGUCAAGAAUGAUACGGCAUCGACAGUAAAGGAUGAAGGCGAAUUAGAAUCAGGGACGUCGGGGGAGAAAGAAGUGGAGAAAUCAGAAAAGAAGGAUGAAAAGUCCACAGUCCCGUCGUGGUUUGAUAACGACGACGCCAGUAAUGGGGAUGAGCCACACACGGGAACCGGGAAUUCCGCCAAUGAAGUUGGCCUUCCAGUUUCUGGGCAUAAUGAUGUCAAGGACGCUGGCGUUCAUAAAAAUUCUUUGGCGGAAGCACCCGCCAGUACCGGCAAAACCGCCAGCCUGCAGGCAGAAGAGGAGGAGGAAGAGGACGAUGUAUAUGCAGAGAUUGAUGAGACUAAAUUGACAGGUAAAAGCGAGUCGGAUGCAAAAUUAGAAUCUGAUGUGGUCCCUCCAUCGUCGAAAAAUGAACCUUCGUGGCUUGACUUUGACUAA